AUGUCGACGUCCGCGUUGGUCGCUAAAUCUGAUCUCCUAAAACAACUGCCCUCAUGCUCCUACUCUAUCCCACCGGCCGACCUGGACGUCUUCUCAUGGUCAAGAAUAUUCGAAAACGUCGCUUCUAGUGUCCCUCUGAAGCAGGCACUGGAAUUCCAGACCCUUCACAGCGAAGCCUAUUUCGCGGUGAAUCGAGCGUUUCGAAAGGUGAAAAAGCUGAAAAUCGAGAUUCUCAACACCGACGCAACGAAUCAAGUGUAUUUCGUGCAAAAUUCUGGAACAAAGAAUUCGAAUGUCGCCGUGGAAAUGAUCCGUUUCGUACUAUCAAAAGCGCGAAAAGUGACACAACUGGAGUUAUAUUUUGAAGAUGUAAACCUAAAAGUUUUGAAUCGAAUGCUCGACGAGGUGGUCAAGUCGGAAAAUGUGCAACUCGAGACGCUACGUGUGAAGCGACGUCACGCGGGACAGUCCGUCACAAAAAUCGGUGACGUCAUACGUGCAAACGCGUCGACAUUGCGCGAGAUUACACGAGUCGGGAUUUCUGAAGCGUCACACGGGUUCACCGACAAAAUUCGUUUGGAUCGAUUCGGAUGCAUGUCGUUUGAUCUGGGAUUCCAGCCGACACCUCAUCAAGUCCCACUUCAUAUGAUAAGAAUCACCGAAUCCGGCGCGAAGUUUGAUAAUUUCUCGUACACAAGCUUUUCGGGAUUCGACCCAUCUGAUGAAAUCGUGCAAAACAUGUUGGAUGGAGCCGAGGUGAAAACGCUGAAGCUCACUAUGAUGAAUGCGCCGAUGAUCGCACCAAGGCCCGGUUAUAUGAUUGGAAAGAUCCGACGUGUCGAACGUGUGGAACUUGUGGAAAUCGUAGCCGAGCCACAACGAAUCAACAAACUAUUCGGCGUCCGUCACAUUUUCGAAAAAGUCUUUCCCAACUGUCAUGACCUGCUCUUCCUGCAACAAUGGGAUUAG
Messenger RNA from Caenorhabditis remanei, 969 nucleotides. RefSeq lists its product as uncharacterized. The transcript has 4 exons. NCBI's taxonomy places the organism in Eukaryota, Metazoa, Nematoda, Chromadorea, Rhabditida, Rhabditidae. The record is from RefSeq and is a predicted model, not a curated record. Bases 1 to 969 code for a protein of 322 amino acids.